Cyclopterus lumpus (lumpfish) is the source of this 2154-nucleotide messenger RNA. RefSeq names its product carbohydrate (N-acetylglucosamine 6-O) sulfotransferase 7 (gene chst7). Gene Ontology annotation, cellular component: Golgi membrane. Gene Ontology annotation, molecular function: N-acetylglucosamine 6-O-sulfotransferase activity; chondroitin 6-sulfotransferase activity. The transcript has 2 exons. The coding region runs from base 330 to 1601 and encodes 423 amino acids. The record is from RefSeq and is a predicted model, not a curated record. Lineage: Eukaryota; Metazoa; Chordata; Actinopteri; Perciformes; Cyclopteridae. Gene Ontology annotation, biological process: carbohydrate metabolic process; N-acetylglucosamine metabolic process.
CAGCGGCGUUACGGCAGAUAGUAUCCGUUGUGUCCUCUCUGUCUAAAGGCUCUUUGAGAGUUCCGGUCUAACGGCGCUCAAUUUACGCAGUUUUACGUCUCGUUUCAAACUGAAAUAACUACAACAUGCGCGUUUCUUGACGCGUUGCAUGAUCCAUCGUGUUUCACGGCGGACAGAAAACAACAAACAAUCUGUUUGUUUCCACUUUAAAGGGGCGUGGCUAACCCCCCCACGCACAUAACUUAACGGUGGCGGCGCCGCGGAGCUCAGUACGCGCUGCAGACCCUCCAGAGAAGCCGGCCAGCAGCCCCCCGUCCCGGCCAGAGGAAAUGAAGAGGCGGUUACAUAAGAAAUACCUGGUGUUGAUCCUGGCAUAUUCGGGUUUACUCCUGCUAAUCCCGUACGUGUUAGAUUACCGGGACAAAUCCGUGCAGCGCGCUCAACACGGGCUCCCGCAGCAGCAGCCCCGGUGUCCAGACCUGGAGAACUCCGUGGCGCAGCUGUGGGAUAACGGGGACCGGGUGAACGGCAGCGGCGACGCGGCGGAGCCCGCCGCCAACCGGAGCCGGUCGCGGAUACACAUCUACCUGCACGCCACCUGGAGGACCGGCUCGUCGUUCCUGGGGGAGUUGUUCAACCAGCACCCCGACGUCUUCUACCUGUACGAGCCCAUGUGGCACAUCUGGCAGGCUCUGUACCCGGGGGACGCGGGCAGCCUGCAGGGCGCGGUGCGCGACAUGAUGAACGCGCUGUACCGCUGCGACUUCUCCGUGCUGCGGCUGUACGCCGGCUCGCAGAACGUCACCACGUCCUUCAUCUUCGGCUGGAAGAUGAACAAAGUGAUCUGCUCCGAGCCGCUGUGCGACGCGCACAGGCGGCACGAGGUGGGGCUGGUGAAGGAGGACCGCUGCGCCAAGUGCCCGAAGAGGGACAUCCGGGAGCUGGAGAGGGAGUGUAAGAAGUACCCGGUGAUGGUGAUCAAAGGGGUGCGCGUUUUGGACCUGAGCACGCUGGUCCCCCUGAUGAGGGACCCGGCCAUAAACCUCCAGAUCAUCCAGCUCUUCAGGGACCCCCGGGCCGUGCACAACUCCCGCCUGAAGUCCAAGCAGGCCCUGGUGAAGGAGAGCAUCCAGGUGCUGCGCAGCAAGAAGCAGACCGACAAGUACAAGCGGCUCCUGGUGCCCAACAACCGGGUGAACCGGGCCGAGAGCUACGUGUCCAGCGCCAUGGAGCUCAUCUGCGACAACUGGCUCGGGGACAUGAUGCUGGUGGCCAACGCGCCCCCCUGGCUGAGGAGGAACUACCUGCGCGUCCGCUACGAGGACCUGGUGCUGCAGCCUCUGGAGGAGCUCCAGAGGCUGCUCCGCUUCUCCAACCUCUCCUCCUCCGCGGCUCUGGAGACGUUCGCGCUGAACAUGACGCACGGCCAGGGUUACUCCUCGGACCGGCCGUUCCUGAUCUCCUCCAGGGACGCCAAGGAGGCCAUCUACGCGUGGAGGGAGCGGCUCAGCGUGGAGCAGAUCCACCAGGUGGAGGCCUACUGCAGCGAGGUCAUGAGGCAGCUGGGCUACGAGAGGAGCGGCGUGGACAAGACCUCAUGAGGGGAGCCGAGCGUGAUGAGGAGCAGCAGCUGGAAUGUGGCCCGCUGAGCUCAAGCUUGUUUUCCUUCAGCCGAGGAGACGAACCGAAGACAACCCAGGAGGAGGAGGCCGGCAGCCAAUCACAGGCGGCGGGGGAGAAAGCAGCUCAUUUGUACCGUGUGUUUAAUACCAGCAGGAGAUGUCGAGAGGAAACGGAGGCGGGGCUGGACCUCCGUCCUCCUGCCCUUUUCUUAGUCGCACUAAUCCAGAAGGAGCCUGAGACGGGUCCUCUUCGGGGAGCCGGACUGCCGGGAUCCGGGUCCGCCCGCUCGGCCUCGGACCAGCAGUCCGCUGCUCACCAACGUGGAGCUCUGAGAAGCUUCAGGGCUUGUUCCCCUCAGGACAGCUGACCAGCUGUUCAGUGUGUUGGGAGUUCUUAUGUCUACGAUGCUGCAGCAUCCACGUGUUCAACUUUAGAAGUUGGUUCGGUAACGACCUGAAGUGCGUAUCUUAUUAAAGAAAGAAAUAACUUUUAAGAUUAUUUAUACUAACCUCAAUAAAGAGAAGAGGAAGG